This is a messenger RNA of Striga hermonthica, 1221 nucleotides long. The record is from the annotation of a GenBank genome assembly. NCBI's taxonomy places the organism in Eukaryota, Viridiplantae, Streptophyta, Magnoliopsida, Lamiales, Orobanchaceae.
AUGGCUUCAGCAUCUCUCCUCAGGUCAUCGCCGGUCCUCGACAAGUCCGAAUUCGUCAAGGGCCAAACGCUCCUCCGCCAGCCAUCUGCUGUCGUCCGUCCUAAAGCCGCCCCCUCAGCUCUUACCAUCCGUGCAUCCUCGUACGCCGAUGAGCUCGUCAAAACCGCGAAAACCGUAGCCUCUCCAGGGCGCGGGAUUCUCGCCAUGGACGAGUCGAAUGCCACGUGUGGCAAACGGCUGGCUUCUAUAGGCCUAGAGAACACUGAGGCCAAUCGCCAGGCGUACCGGACCUUACUUGUCACUGCUCCCGGGCUUGGUAACUACAUUUCGGGCGCAAUUCUCUUUGAGGAAACUCUUUACCAGUCGACUACCGAUGGCAAAAAAAUGGUUGAUGUUCUUGUCGAGCAGAACAUUGUUCCUGGAAUAAAAGUCGACAAGGGUUUGGUCCCACUUGCUGGCUCGAAUGACGAGUCGUGGUGCCAAGGUCUCGAUGGACUUGCUUCGCGCUCCGCGGCUUAUUACCAACAGGGUGCUCGUUUCGCCAAAUGGCGUACUGUUGUGAGCAUUCCCAAUGGACCGUCUGCACUGGCCGUGAAGGAGGCCGCUUGGGGCCUGGCCCGUUAUGCCGCCAUCUCUCAGGACAAUGGUUUGGUCCCAAUCGUGGAGCCUGAGAUUCUUUUGGAUGGUGAGCAUGGAAUUGAUAGGACUUUCGAGGUGGCCCAAAAGGUGUGGGCCGAGGUUUUCUUCUACUUGGCCGAGAACAAUGUGUUGUUCGAGGGCAUUCUUCUCAAGCCCAGUAUGGUGACACCUGGCGCCGAGUGCAAGGACAGGGCCACGCCCGAGCAAGUUUCGGAUUAUACCCUCAAGCUCCUUCACAGGAGGAUUCCCCCUGCUGUCCCUGGAAUCAUGGCAAGUUUUCGUAUUUAUACGCAGCAAUUUUUCUUCUUGUCGGGUGGGCAAUCGGAGGUUGAAGCGACACAAAAUCUGAAUGCCAUGAACCAGGGCCCGAACCCGUGGCACGUGUCGUUUUCUUAUGCGCGGGCCCUACAGAACACAUGCCUCAAGACUUGGGGAGGCCGCCCGGAAAAUGUGCAGGCGGCCCAAGAGGCUUUGCUUAUUCGGGCCAAGGCCAACUCACUUGCGCAGCUCGGGAAAUACACGGGCGAAGGUGAAUCCGAGGAGGCCAAAAAGGGCAUGUUUGUCAAGGGCUAUAGCUACUAA